Molecule: messenger RNA, 1846 nt
Organism: Antechinus flavipes (yellow-footed antechinus)
Lineage: Eukaryota; Metazoa; Chordata; Mammalia; Dasyuromorphia; Dasyuridae
Gene: MEF2B
Product: myocyte enhancer factor 2B
Exons: 9
Coding region: 147-1331 (394 amino acids)
Biological process (GO): positive regulation of transcription by RNA polymerase II
Molecular function (GO): DNA-binding transcription factor activity, RNA polymerase II-specific; RNA polymerase II cis-regulatory region sequence-specific DNA binding; protein dimerization activity
Source: RefSeq, a predicted model, not a curated record
CGCCCCGAGACUUCGCUGCCUUGACGUAGCCUCUGAGCCCUGGCCCCGGAGCAGAGCCGCGUCCCCGGGAAGCCCCGUUCCCUGAGCCUGAAGCCGGGGAGUUUCCGGACCGGGCAACGCCGAGCAGCCUGUGCCCAGUUCACACCAUGGGAAGAAAAAAAAUCCAGAUCUCCAGAAUUCUAGAUCAACGGAACCGUCAGGUCACUUUCACCAAGCGGAAGUUUGGGCUGAUGAAGAAGGCCUAUGAGCUGAGUGUUCUCUGCGACUGCGAGAUUGCCCUCAUCAUCUUCAACAGCGCCAACCGCCUGUUUCAGUACGCCAGCACCGACAUGGACCGGGUGCUGCUCAAGUACACGGAGUACAGCGAGCCCCACGAGAGCCGCACCAACACGGACAUCCUCGAGACACUGAAGCGGAAGGGGCUUGGCUUGGAGAGCCAGGAGCUGGAGCUGGAUGAGGGCCUGGUGGAGCCUGGAGAGAAGCUCCGGCGUCUUGGGGGGGAUGGAGCUGAUAUAGCCCUGGUUCGACCCAAGUUUUAUUCGGCGACUCCUGCUCUGCCUAGCCCUGACCUGGCAUAUGGGGCAGUGCCUCCCCCAGGGUCUGGGCCUGAGCCAUGUGGGCUAGGUGAGGCUACCCCCGGCCAGGGCCGUCCGUCCCCCUUCCGGCCUGCUGCGUCCAAGGCUGGUCCCCCAGCGGGCCGUUCCCCGGGGCCGCUGCCCCCAGCAGGUCUAGGCCCCCCACUUUUCUCCCCAGGCGGCCUUCCUCGGGCUCUGGCCAACAAGACCCCUCCCCCUCUAUAUCUGGCAGCUGAUGGACGGAGGCCAGAUCUGCCUAGUAACCUGACAGGGCCCAGGGCAGGCCUGAGUGCCACGAGAACUCUCUACGGAAGCCUCCAGAAUCCCAGCCCCAUCUCAGCCCCUGGCAGUGGUGGUCUCUCCAGUCACGGACUGGGGGCUUUCCCCUUCCUUUCCUCAAGCCAGGCAGACUAUGGUCCUGGAGACCCUUCUCCUCACCCGGGCCUCCUCCAGCCCAUGGCCCUGGUCCCCUGGCAGCCCCCAAGGGGGGACAGGUCCCCCGGCUCCCAGUCACACCUUAGCGUCCGCCCCGGCUCCGCCCCCGGGCCGGGCGAGGAGACUCCAGCGGCCCCGGGAAGCUCUCCGCCGGCGCUCAGCAUCAAGUCCGAGCGCGUGUCCCCGGGAGUUGCGCCCCCCUCGGAGCGCCCACCGUCCCGGGACGACUUCACCAAGAGCUACCCCUACCCCGCCGCGGGGCUGGCCCGGCCCGGCCAGCCCCUCCGACGGCUCCACGUGGCCGACGGCUGGCCCAGAUAGGAACCGGGCCGGCCCCUCCGGCCCAGGGCGACACCCCCCCCUCCCCGCCACCUCUUCGUGUGCCCCUCCACCCUCGGGACUCCUGCCUCUCUGUGCGUCUGUCUCUACCGGAAGGGGCAACGCGGAGAAAACUUGCUUCGGGGACCCCUCCCCCCUCCCGCGUGGAAAGGCUUGGUCCUUUCCAGCACAGUCCUAGGCAAAAAGGAAGCAGGGGGGAAGGGCAGGCGGUGAAGGUCGGUCGGGGGAAUCCCUCGGGCGUUUCACUGAUUCCCCCGUGGAAAUUCAGGGCAGGGCUGAUGGGAAACGGGGGAUCCGGAAUUGGAACUCAGCUUGAUGGCAUCCCUGUGUUCCUCAUAAUUUGUGGACUGCCAGGGGAAGUCCCAAACUGUCCCCUCUAUCCUUACUGUCGGCUGGACCCCUGCCGGUGUCCCACUAGCCGGGGGCCCCAUCCCCUGUUCCUUCCUGGGGCUGAUGGAGCUCCCCUCUUGUAACCAAUAAAAAAAUGCUUGGGCACA